UUGGUUACCUCCAUUUCUCAUUUCUUGAUGUAUUUUGCAGUGCAUCUUUUGGAUGAGACAUAAUAGAUUUUCAUCCGAUGAACACAUAACCAUUAUGCGAGCUUGCACAGUGAGAUUUGCGAGCACAUUGAUGCAACCUUGAGAGGCGCAAAGGAAAUACAAGCCCUUCUUUUACCCCCCGCCCCCCCUCAUUCUCUAAUCGGCUUUGAGCACGGGGAUCAGGUGCCCAAACAUAGACAGGCGUGGGGACGAACUGCUGCUAAAAGCAUUCAUCGACGCUAUACGCUGCGGUGAGGUCACGUUGCCAUUUUUUUUUGGUGUGUUACACUGAGCGGGUGCGCCUCUCCAUCGGGACCGGACGAACGAUUUGGGGGGCAUCUGAGCGGCGGGCACCGUCCUUCCCGGAGUGUGCGCGCACCUGAGCCUCGGCGCCCCCCCUCCCGCGCGACCCCUUGUCGCCCUCCUAUCGGCCGUGCGCCCAACCGUCACUCGGCUCUCGCCCCCCGCGCGCGCGCGCCCAGGCUGAGGCGAAGCUCCAACUGCCUUCCGCAUCUUUCCCGAGGUUGGGAUUGUUUGGCAGGCCUGGUCUUCAAAGAUGGAUUGUAAACCGCUUAUUUCUUUUGGACGUCAGCUUUUCCGUCGUAAAUACGUGGACUGCAGUACCGAAGAAACCAGACUUGCCAGAUGCUUGAACACACUAGACUUGGUUGCGCUUGGCGUUGGCAGCACUCUUGGAGCGGGCGUUUAUGUAUUGGCUGGAGCAGUGGCCCGGGAAAAUUCUGGACCUGCCAUUGUUAUCUCGUUCUUGAUUGCAGCUCUGGCAUCUGUGCUUGCAGGACUCUGUUAUGCCGAAUUUGGUGCAAGGGUUCCCAGGACAGGUUCUGCUUACCUUUACAGCUAUGUUACAGUUGGGGAACUUUGCGCUUUCAUUACUGGCUGGAAUCUCAUUCUUGCUUACGUAAUUGGAACUUCAAGUGUUGCAAGAGCAUGGAGUGCGACAUUUGAUGAGCUCAUUGGUAAACGCAUUGAAACAUUCUGUCAUCAACAUAUGGCAAUGAAUGCCCCAAACAUAUUGGCAGAGUACCCGGAUAUUUUCGCUGUAUUCAUAAUCUUACUGCUAACAGGAUUAUUAUCGUUUGGCGUGAAGGAGUCUGCAAUGGUGACCAAAGUCUUCACCUGCAUCAAUGUACUUGUGCUAUGUUUCGUCAUGCUAUCUGGCUUUGUAAAAGGUUCAUUGAAAAAUUGGCAGCUCAGUGAGAAUACCUUUAUUAAUGGGACAAACAAUACUGGCUCUGAGAAUUUCACUGAAGGAGACGGUACCUGGCAUUAUGGCGCUGGGGGAUUUAUGCCAUAUGGCUUUUCAGGAGUGCUUUCGGGUGCAGCGACGUGCUUCUAUGCCUUUGUAGGAUUUGAUUGUAUUGCAACUACAGGUGAGGAAGUAAAAAACCCCCAGCGAGCCAUUCCGUUCGGAAUCGUUGCUUCCCUUUUGAUCUGUUUUGUUGCCUAUUUUGGAGUAUCUGCUGCCCUUACUUUGAUGAUGCCAUAUUAUUUACUGGACAAGAACAGCCCAUUGCCAGUCGCUUUCAAAUACAUUGGAUGGGAUGGGGCGAAAUAUGCUGUUGCAGUGGGUUCGCUCUGUGCUCUCUCCACCAGUCUUCUUGGCUCCAUAUUUCCAAUGCCCAGAGUAAUAUUUGCAAUGGCAGAGGAUGGACUGCUGUUCAGGGUGUUGGCCCGAAUCAACAAAAGGACUAAAACGCCACUUAUUGCCACAGUAGUAUCAGGGGUUGUUGCAGCUAUCAUGGCAUUGUUGUUUGACCUCAAGGAUCUUGUGGAUCUCAUGUCGAUUGGGACCCUUCUUGCCUACUCACUGGUGGCUGCUUGUGUUCUGGUGCUCAGAUAUCAGCCUGACCAAUUUUCUAAUGCAACAUAUCAAAUGGCAAAUACCUCUGAUGAUACAGAUUUGACUGAAUCAGCAAGCACAAGUGACUCUCAAGCAGAGGUUUUGCAAGGAAAUUACGGAUUAUCAUUGAAUGCCGUGUUAUUUCCUGAAAAUAUACACCCUACCCAGCAGUCAGGAUCUUUAGUCAAUACAUGUGUGGGUUUAAAUGGGUUAUUUAUUCUGACAUUGUGCCUAUUCGCUGUUUAUGCAAAAGAUCCUUUGUUGGAGGGGAAACCCUGGUCCAUAUGCUUACUGCUUGUAAUAAUGCUUCUGUGCACAUUUUUCACUGCCAUCAUUGCUAGACAACCAGAAAACAAAACAAAGCUCUCAUUUAAGGUACCGUUCUUGCCCUACUUGCCUGUUGUCAGUAUUGUUGUGAAUGUCUAUCUAAUGAUGCAGUUGGACAGAGGCACUUGGAUACGGUUCGCUAUCUGGAUGGUAAUAGGCUGUGUCAUUUACUUUGUGUACGGAAUACACAACAGCUCAGAAUCUAGUUCUUCCAGCCUUCCCACUGACAGAACUGCAAGGGUCUUUAAGGACACAGUGAGUGUGUCAAAUGGUGAGGCUGUACCACCAGAGAAGGAAGCUUUCUUACACAAUAUCGAUGAGGAUCUUGCAGAUAGUAGGAACACAGAGGAUGAUGUUUAAAUCAACAGGGGUUCACAUUCUUCUAAUUAUGUGUUUGGCAUCUAACUUGAACAUUUAAAAGUACAAUUGAAUGAAUGCUACUUGCAUCAUGUAGGGAGGGAGUAUAUUUGUUCGAACAUGCAGGUGAGGGUUUUGAGUACCAGUGAGCAUUUGUGACUAAGGGUGACGUUGCUAUGUUACUUCAACUCCUUGUUUUUGUAUAACCUCCAAACUACUGGUGACAUUAUUUACACCAAGGAAUAGUGGUUCAAACAAAAUGAUCAAAAUGGUUUUAGAGCUAUUUAUUGGGUUUUAGGGACGAAUACUGUUGGGGAUACUGAACUUUUAGCUUGUGAUUAUGUGCACAAAGUGUAGGUGGAUAUAUAUUUUUGCAAAAGAAAUGCUUUCUUUGGUCAAGUGAGCACUUAUAAGUUGAUAGAAUGUAUAAAAGUAUCUAUUUUUACCUGGGCUUAGAAUCUUUAUGGUGCACUACUUUCCUUAAGCUUCAGUAGAGGAUGCUGAAUGUCACAACGUGGACAAUCAUUUCCUGCCUGUGAGCUACAAUUUCAGACUGCUUCAUUUGACUUGUUUAAAAGUUAGUUGCUUAAUGAAACAUUGUAGUAAAUCCAGCAAAGAAAGCAAUUUAUUAUGUGGGGACAGAAUAAGAAAUUUUCUGAUGCUGAUGCUUUUGCUAAGUGUGGCUUUUUGCUAUGAACAUUUAAUUUAAUUUAUCAUCCCUAUAAUUGGUUUGAUUCUAUAGUUCAGAUUUAUAUAAUAUUUCCAGUGGGUAAUGUUACAUUGUCUUUACGUGUUCUUCUGUAGGUUCACAUGGUGAAAGUAAUCAUAUUACUGUUCUUCCGAUAGUGCACCAAUCUUUAGUUACAGGUGUAUGCUUUUAUUUUUAUGUGAACGAAUUUGGGCUUGAAAUCUGUCUCAUCUAAUAUUUCUCCUCCAGAGAGGAGCGACUUCUGUUGAAUGUUAGUGAAAGCAUUUACAAUCUUUAAAAUCAGCUGGUUAAUUAUUUGAAACAGCAUUGACAACUCAAUCAAUCAAUAUUUCCUGUGGGGUGCAGAUUAACAAAAUCAUUGAAGUUAGUCCCACAAAGUUAAGGUGAUUGGGGAAAGUAUUAACUUUCUGGAUUCUGGAAAUGUGACUCUUCUCAAGCACGAAAUAUCACAAGUUUAUGACUAGAAAUUAGUUUGUAUGACAUUAUAACAAACGGUGAGGAAUGGUAUAUUCACUGAACAAAUGGAAAUUUAACAAUCUAGACCUUUUAGUUUUGUUGGCUUGCAUUUAUUUUGAAAAUCUUAUUGGGAUGAUUUAUCUUAUCAAACAUUAACCAACCAUUUCUGAUGUCAAGAGAUGUCAGCCUAAGGCUUGCAGUGAGGACUCUACAGGCAUUGUUAUCAGGAAACUUGGGCAUAUUAUGUUUUAAUAUGCAUUCAUAUGCAUUCAUAUUUUUCCUGUCAUAUCAGUGUCGUCUUUAAAGUUAAAGACAUGGGCUUGUUAUAAAAACUGAACUUUCAUUUCAUGUAUCUGUUAUUGCAAGCUUUAUUCAUUGAUAUAAAUUUGCUUGAAAGCAGAAAUUUGAACUCGAGAAAGACCAAUGAAAGUACUAGGAAAUGGUGUAUACACAACACUUAUAUCCAGUUUGGUAGACAACAGAUCAUUAUAGUUAACUAUCUUGAAAGCUAUGUGACGGCAGUGGAAUGUAAGGCAGAUUCUUGUCAUUAUUUACAAUGUGAACACCUGCAAGAUUUAGGUUUAAUCACAGACCACAUUAUACCAUGUUGGGUUACAGAACUAGCAAGCUACUAAAUCCGUAGGCAAAUUUUCAAAGGUUGUGCCUGUAAUAGCAAAAGAUACUGAGCAAAUUUUUGGCAUCAGGUAUCACUGGAAAUGAAUAAUGGCAAUGACUCAAAUGAUGGCCAUUGAUAAUAACAAAAUGCCAAGUCCUCGUCACUGAGUAUUAUACCUAUUUUAAUCAUGGAUGGUGCUGUGUGUAUAGCAACAUGUGAUGCAUCACGUCCUGGGGUCUGUAACACCGGGUGCAAUUUAUUAAUAGUAUUUAAAACUAGUCCAUAAUUCAAUACCAGUUGCACAGGGAUUCCAUUCCUUAAAGAAUAUUAAUGAAUGAUAUAGUGUUUGAAAAUUAUAUUAUGGUCAUUGUAUUCCAUGCCAGGUGACAGAUGUCAGGAUUUAUCAAAUUCAAAAUUGCACAUCAUUUUGGGAUUUGCACCUGUAACCCACGAGUUCAUGGAAGUAAAUAAAUAAAUAAAAGGAAUUUGCAGCUUAAGCAGGUGAAUCAUUUGUGAAAACUCAUCUAGGCAAGUAUUUCUUAAUUAAUAGACUGCUGGUAAAUAAUUCUCCAUUACAAGAUGAUGUAACUGCACAACGUCACUGAUUCACUGUUGCUAAACAGGAAAAUUGUGUUUUUAGCUGACGUCUUUGCUUCAGGUAGAGCAAUGUCUCCUGGUGCUUCACCACAAGGGGUUUAAGUUGUCAGCAGAGCCCAGACUUUGGAUUUUUCAGAAGAACUAGAGGAGAUGGAGUUGCCAUUACUAUUUUAAGGAACUAUUUCAAGAAUGUGAGAUGUGGGUGACUAAAGGUGAGGCAAAGAAAUGGAAGUGCUGAAAAGGGAAAUUUAAGGAGGAUGGAGAUUUUUGAAUGUGGAAUUGUUGAGCCACGGCCGGGUUAAGGGAAUGGAUGAGAGAAAAUGAUAGUGAAAACGUUAAAUCAGCAUUUUAUAUAUUAUACAAAGGGUUUAUAAUUUUAUGUAACUUAUCAAUUUAAACAAUAUGACGUUGAGGCCACAUGUAAAGCAGUUUACAGGGUUUCACAGCACGUUACUGAAUGUAUAAAUCCAUAAAGUGUAAAUUCACACAUGAGUCGAGGAGUAAGAAGGUAUAAUUCUGAGAGUAAGAUAUCGGGAGUUUUGCAUUACUUCCGAGAUAGAAAAGAAGAAAUGUAUUAAUAUCCUGGUGAAGAAUAAUUAAAAGGCCAUUCCCCCAGGCAAGGACAUUAAUGACAAAGGUAUGGGCAAUUUAAAAUUGUGGUGAUUGGAGUACUUGAUUAGAUUAUUGAACUACGAAAGGUUGUGUCAUCGAGAGUACAUAUCAACAUUUUUUAAAGAAUAAUGGAUUACCAAAAACAGAAAUAUUUACAGUAGGGAAGGUCCUCCACCAACAUUAAAAAUACAAUAUAUGAGAAAAGCGCAUUCAGUGAGAGGGUCUGUUUCAUGAACAUUCGGUACUAAUGGAAGGUUUUGCUGCAGACUGUUGCAUGUAUUUGAAAAUCACAGCAAAUAAUCAAAGAUAUAUUUGUAAAUUUGGUUCCAGUUUUUCGAAAAGGUGAUUAAAUGUCUGCUUUUGGCAGUGCAGUGCGGGAAGUUAACAGUACUGAAAUUGAAUCUAUUAUUGAUACAUCCUUUAACUUUUAGUGCAGCAUAUUUUUGGGGUGGGGAGGUGUAGCCAAAGGACUGAUGUGUUGCGUAAAAUGUGCACUGGGCAGGGCGAGUUUGCAGAUCAGUGGAUCUAGUCCCCUCCCCCGCUGUCUGUCGUGGCUGGCAUGGUAGCAUUUCUGCUUCAAUCAGAACUAUAGAGGCGAAGUCCCACUCCAUAGAGGAGUGCACUUCUGAAGGCUGCUGCACUGACUUCACAUCAGGGCCUGUCGGCCCCAUCUGGUGGACUAUUUGGAUGAGUAGGACAGAUGUAUAGUUUUCUAAUCAAUACUCGUUCCUCAAUCAACCACAAUUGAGUUGUUUGCUGGUUAACAUAGUUUAUUUGAACAUUUGCUGGUUGGUGUGAAAUUGCUUUACGUAUUUGGGGUUCUUGCUUCAUGACAGUAAUUGGACUUCAAGCUGCAGUGUUAGCUGCCACUCACUAGGUACAUCCUGAAAUGGUGUGAUUCAGGAUGUACCUAGUGAGUGUCCUCUGGUGCAUAAAAUUAGUGAAUAUGAGCUUGAUUGUUUGUAAGAUAAGUUGUGGUUUUCUUUUGUAACAUAGGUUUAAUGUGAUUUCUGAAUUAAAACCUAAAUAGCACAGGGAAUUACAAUAAUGCCUUGCGUAAUGUAUUUGGCAUGUAAUUCUGGUUAAUCUUCUUCUUUUCGUGUCUUUGAAGCUGGUUGGUUAUAUGACAGUUUCCCAUUCCUUUACACAGUCCUUUGCGUUUUUAUUGAACACUGCAAGAUCCUUUGGGCUGCACUGGUUGGGUAGUAGGGGGCAGAAAAGGCAGUGCUGCAUUGUAUGGUCCUCUUCUCCACAUAAAACAGGUGGUUUGGCCAGUUUUAUAGCCCCAUCUGGCCAUGGCAGCUUUUGAUCGCCCUGUUCCUGUUCUCAGGCGGUUGAGCGUCUUCCACUGGACCCAUGGUGCUUCUGAGCCCGGAGGGAGGGCUUCAGAAGGAGGGAUACCCAUGUCAGUAGGAGGGGGGUCGUCCUCAAGUCUUUUUGCCCAUAGUUGGAGUCUGGUUUCUUCCCGUGAUGCUAUUAGGGGCUGGACAUGGAUGAGAAAGCUUCUCCUGGACUUCAGCCGUUGGGCCGGGGGUACACGUCCGUAGAGGAGGUGGCGUUCAUCACUGCUGGCCUUAGUCAUCUCUACUCGGCUGGCGACUUCCCGUCUCACAUCGGCAGGGGCAAUGCCAGCAAGGAGGUGCAGGUUGUUUAUGUUGGUGGGCUUCAAGCAGCCAGUGAUUGAGCGGCAGGUGUUAUUCAACGCUGGGUCUAGUUUCUUGGCAUGGGAUGAUCUCUCCCAAACAGGACACGCAUACUCUGCAGAGGAGUAGCACAGGGCCAGAGCAGUAGAUCUUAAUGUGUGGUUAAUGUGACUUUGACACAUGUCAACGUGACUUUGACACAGGUCCCCACCCAAAACGUCACCCAUCAUUUUUCUUCAGAGAUGCUGCCUGACCCGAGUUAUUCCGACACUUUGUGUCUAUCUUUGGUAUAAACCAGUUCUUUGUUUCUACCAAAAGGAGACUUUUGGAAAUAAUGAGCGGAUUGAACAGUAUCUGUGGAGAGAGAAACCUGAGAUAAUAUGGCAGAUGGCUAAUCUUAAGACGUAAGAGAUUCUCAUAUAAAUAGAAUAUACAGUGCCAUCCAUAAUAUUCGGGAUAAAGACCCAUCAUUUAUUUAUUUGCCUCUGUACUCCACAAUUUGAGAUUUGUAAUACAAAAAAUCACAUGUGGUUAAAAUGCACAUUGUCAGAUUUUAAUAAAGGCCAUUUUUAUACAUUUUGGUUUCACCAUGUAGAAAUUACAGCGGUGUUUAUACAUAGUCCCCUCAUUUCAGGGCACCAUAAUGUUUGGGACACAGCAAUGUCAUGUAAAUGAAAGUAGUCAUUUUUAGUAUUUUGUUGCUUAUCGUUUGCUUGCAAUGACUGCUUGAAGUCUGAGAUUCAUGGGCAUCAGCAGUUGCUGGGUGUCUUUCCUGGUGAUGCUCUGCCAGGCCUGUAUUGCAGCCAUCUUUAGCAUAUGCUUGUUUAGGGGGCUAGUCCCCUUCAGUAUAUAAAGGUAUGCUCAUUUGGGUUCAGAUCGGCUGAUUGACUUGGUCACUCAAGAAUUGGCCCUUUUUUCGCUUUGAAAAACUCCUUUGUUGCUUUAGCGGUGUUUGGGAUCAUCGUCUUGCUGUAGAAUGAACCCCCGGCCAAUGAGUUUUGAGACAUUUGUUUGAACUUGAGCAGAUAGGAUACGUCCAUAAACUUCAGAAUUCAUUAUGACAAUAGACAAUAGGUACAGGAGUAGGCCAUUCGGCUCUUUGAGCCAGCACCACCAUUCAAUAUGAUCAUGGCUGAUCAUCCACAAUCAGUACCCAGUUCCUGCCAUAUUUCCUGACUCUGCUAUCUUUAAGUCGAUCUAACUCUCCUGAAACCAUCCAGAGAAUUCCACAGAUUCUGAGGCAGAGAAUUCCACAGAUUCACAACCCUCGGUGUGAAAUAGUUUUUCAUCAUCUCCGUUCUAAAUGGUUUACCCCUUAAUCUUAAACAGUGGGCCCUUGCUCUGGACUCCCCCAACAUCGGGAACAUGUUUCCUGCCUCGAGCGUGUCCAACCCCUUAAUAAUAUGUUGAUAUGUUUCAAUAAGAUCUCCUUUCGUCCUAAAUUCCAGAGUAUACAAGCCCAGCCGCUCCAUUUUAUCAACAGUCCUGUCAUCCCAGGAAUUAACCUCAUGAACCACUCCCUCAAUAGCAAGAAUGUCCUUCCUCAAAUUUGGAGACCAAAACUGCACACAAUAUUCCAGGUGUGGUCUCAUUUGGGCCCUGUACAACUGCUGAAGGACCUCUUUGCUCCUAUACUCAACUCUUCUUGUUAUGAAGCCCAACAUGCCAUUCGCUUUCUUCACUGCCUGCUGUACUUGCAUGCUUACUUUCAGUGACUGAUGAACAAGGACCCCCAAGAUCUCGUUGUACUCCGCCUUUUCCCAUCUUGAUACCAUUCAGAUAAUAAUCUGCCUUCCUGUUUUUGCCACCAAAGUGGUUAACCUCACAUUUAUCCAUAUUAAACUGUAUCUGCCCACUCACCCAACCUGUCCAAGUCACCCGGCAUCCUCAUAGCAUCCUCCUCACAGUUCACACUGCCACCCAGCUUUGUGUCAUCUGCAAAUUUCCUAAUGUUACUUUUAAUUCCGUCAAUUUAUUAAUUAAAUUGUAAAUAGCUGCGGUCCCAGCACAGAGCCUUGCGGUACCCCACUAGUCACUGCCUGGCAUUCUGAAAGGGAUCAGUUUAUCCCUACUCUUUGUUUCCUGUCAGCCGACCAAUUUUCUAUGCAUGUCAAUACCCUAUCCCCAAUACCAUGUGCUCUAACUUUGCCCACUAAUCUCCUAUGUGGGACCUUUCUGAAAAUCCAGGUACACCACAUCCACUGGAUCUCCCUUGUCCAUUUUCCUAGUUACAUCCUCAAAAAAUUCCAGAUUAAUUAAGCAUGAUUUCCCCUUCGUAAAUCCAUGCUGACUCAGACCGAUCCUGUUACUGCUAUCCAAAUGUGCCCCCGUUUCAUCUUUUAUAAUUGACUACAGCAUCUUCCCCACCACUGAUGUCAGGCUAACUGGUCUAUAAUUUCCUGUUUUCUCUCUUCCGCCUUUCUUAAAAAGUGGGUUAACAUUAGCUACCCUCCAAUCCACAGGAACUAAUCCUGAAUCUAUAGAACAUUGGAAAAUGAUCACCAAUGCAUCCACGAUUUCUUGAGCCACUUCCUUAAGUAUCCUGGGAUGCAGCCCAUCAGGUCCUGGGGAUUUAUCAACCUUCAGUCCCAUCAACCUACCCAACACCAUUUCCUGCCGAAUGCGAAUUUCCUUCAGUUCCUCCGUCAUCCUAGAUUCUCUGGCCACCAGUAGAUCAGGGAGAUUGUGUCUUCCUUAGUGAAGACGGAUCCAAAGUACCUGUUAAACUCAUCUGCCAUUUCCUUGUUCCCCAUAAUAAAUUCACCUGUUUCCGUCUUCAAGGGUCCGACUUUGGUUUAACCAAUUUUUUUCCUCUUCACAUACCUAAAGAAGCUUUUACUAUCCUCCUUUAUAUUCUUUGCUAGCUUACCUUCACACCUCAUCUUUUCUCCCCGUAUUGUCUUUUUAGUUAUCUUCUGUUGCACUUUAAAAGUUUCCCAAUCCUCUGGCUUCCCGCUCAUCUUUGCUAUGUUGUACUUCUCUUUUAUUUUUAUACUGUCCCUGACUUCCCUUGUCAGCCACGGUCGCCCCUUACUCCCCUUGGAAUCUUUCUUCCUCUUUGGAAUGAACUGAAACUGCACCUUCUGUAUUAUUCGCAGAAAUACCUGCCAUUGUUGUUCCACUGUCAUCCCUGCUAGGGUAUCUUUCCAGUCAACUUUGGCCAACUCCUCCCUCAUGGCUCCAUAGUCCCCUUUGUUCAUCUGUAAUACUGACACUUCCGAUUUUCCCUUCUCCCUCUCAAAUUGUAGAUUAAAACUUAUCGUAUUAUGGUCACUACUUCCUAAUGGCUCCUUUACCUCGAUCAAAUCCAGUUCAUUACACAACACUAAAUUCAGAAUUGCUUUCUCCCCGGUAGACUCCAGUACAAGCUGCUCUAUGAAUCCAUCAGGGAGGCACUCCACAAACUUCCUUUCUUGGGGUUCAGCACCAACAUGAUUUUCCCAGUCUACCUGCAUGUUGAAAUCUCCCAUAACAACCGUUGCAUUACCUUUGCGACAUGCCAAUUUUAACUCUUGAUUUUAUAUCCAGGCUACUGUUUGGGGACCUGUAGAUAACGGCCACUUAGGGUCUUUUUACACUUACAAUUCCUCAGUUCUAUCCAUACUGACUCUACAUCUCCUGAUUCUAUGUAACCCCUCGCAAUGGACUGAAUUUCAUUCCUCACCAACAGAGCUACCCCACCCCCUCUGCCCACCUGUCUGUCUUUUCGAUCGGAGGUAUACCUUUGAAUAUUCAGUUCCCAACCCUGGCCCUCUUGCAGCCAUGUCUCUGUAAUUCCCACAACAUCAUACUUGCCAAUUUCUAACUGAGCCUCAAACUCAUCCACUUUAUAUCUUAUACUUCACACAUUCACAUACAACACUUUAAUUCAUCUCCUCUCUCACACCAGUCACUAUCGGCCCUGACCAUACUCUCUUAUCCCUUCUCGAACUUUCCUUCUCAUUAAUUCAGGAGUCUUUUGUAACUUUCACUGUACUCACUUCCCCUAUAACUCCAUCUUUAUACUCUCAAUUUGUCAAUCCAUCCCCCCCCCCCCCCCCACUAUUUAGUUCGGUUUAUGCUACUACCAUCAGCAGUUGUAUAAUCAAUGAAGAUAAGUGAGCCAGUACCUUCAGCAGCCAUACAUGCUCAGGCCAUAACACCCCCACCACCUUUUUUCACAGAUGAGGUGGUAUGCUUGGGCAGUUCCUUUUCUCUACCAUACUGCUCUUGCCAUCACUUUGAUAUGUUAAUCUUUGUCUCAUCUGUUCACCUUUUUCCAGAACUGUGGUUGCUCUUUUAAGUGCUUAUUGGCAAACUAUAACCCGGCCUUCCUAUUUUUACCGCUAACCAGUGGUUUGCAUCUUGCAGUGUAGCCUCUGUAUUUCUGUUCGUGAAGUCUUCUGCGGAUAGUGGUCAAUGACAAAUCCACACCUGACUCCUGAAGAGUGUUUCUGAUCUGUCGGACAGGUGUUUGUGGUUUUUUCUUUAUUAUAGAGAGAAUUCUUCUGUCAUCAGCUGUGGAGGUCUUCCGUGGUGCUAGUCCCUUUGCGAUUAGUAAGCUCAGCUAACCAGUGCUCUCUUUCUUCUUAAUGAUGUUCCAAACAGUUGAUUUUGGUAAGUCUAAGGUUUGGCUGGUCUAGAACAGUUUUAUUUAUUGUUUCUCAGUCUCAUAAUGGCAUCUUUGACUUUCAUUGGCACAACUUUGGUCGUCAUGUUGAUAAACAGCAAUAAAAAAGUUUCCAAAGGUGAUGGAAAGACUAGGAGGAACGACUAGAUGCUGAGAGCUCUCUUAUACCUGCAUUAAGGAGGCAAUUAAACACACCUGAGCAAUUACAAAUGCCUGUGAAGCCAUGUGACCCAAACAUUAUGGUGCCCUGAAAUGGGAGGGACUAUGUAUAAACACAGCUGUAAUUUCUACAUAGUGAAACCAAAAUGU
Messenger RNA from Leucoraja erinaceus (little skate), 12135 nucleotides. RefSeq names its product high affinity cationic amino acid transporter 1-like. Lineage: Eukaryota; Metazoa; Chordata; Chondrichthyes; Rajiformes; Rajidae. The record is from RefSeq and is a predicted model, not a curated record. Gene Ontology annotation, cellular component: plasma membrane. Bases 596 to 2587 code for a protein of 663 amino acids. Gene Ontology annotation, molecular function: amino acid transmembrane transporter activity. The transcript is spliced from 12 exons. Gene Ontology annotation, biological process: transmembrane transport; amino acid transport.